AUGGCCAGUCUUGAUCAUUUUCAGGAGGGAUAUUCAAAUUCGUAUCCGAAUACUUCAUACAAGUCGUUUCAAACGAUGAUCAACGACUCCUACAUAAGACGUGGGUAUGAGGAUGGACUCUCCUCAACCCUCUUUAUAUGGGUAUGGUCGGCGAUCUUGAACGUAUGGUUCAUCGGAUAUCUGUUGGGAACAUUCGUCACACCCUAUUUCACGGAAAAUUACGGACGAAGAAAAACACUGUUCGGAGCAAAUGUUGUUGCUUUCUUGGGUGCGACUCUCGCCUUCCUGAGCAUCGUACUCUCAGUCCCAGAGUUGUUCUUUGUCUCCAGACUGAUAGGAUCCUUCAGUUCUGGCGUCUCAUUCGGUGCUUUGAUACUCUUCCUACAGGAAGCCACUCCCACAGAGUACCGUGGUAUGACGUCGUUCCUAUCAGAAAACACUUUCAUCGCUACAACAGUGAUGGGAAUCGGAUUCGGGAUGGAUGCCGUUUUUGGCAACAACCUACCGGUACUUACAGGCAUUGCAAUGAUUCCUGCAGCCGCUUCAGUUCUGCUGGUUAUACCACUUCAGGAAACACCAAAGUUUCUUCUCCUCAAUCGAAAGGAUCGAAAUGCAGCAAAGGAAUCGUUGAAGUAUUACCGAGGUGACUCUCCUGAUUUGGAUGCCAUUUUGGAUGAAAUGAUGCUCGAAAUUGACGACAAGUCCAGCACAAAACAGUCUAUGCUAUCCACAGUCAUCACUAUCUUACGUGAACCGCAUUUGCGAACGCCAUUCUUCAUCGGUUGUCUAUGUCUCCAAGUUGUAAUCGGUAUUUGGUCGAUCAUCUACCUCUCUACUGACAUGCUGAUGACGCAUUUUUCAACCGAAGUCGCCCAGAUGGCUUCGCUUGUAUUCAUCGUAUUCAAUUUUAUUGCCGGCAUGGGUGGCAUGUUUAUCAUUGAGAGGUUUGGCAGACGUACAUUGGUGCUUUGGCUUGGAACAUUCAACACGAUCUCGUUAGGUUUAUACGUGGUAUUCGAUCAAUUGACAGCUUUGUAUAACCCCUUCAAGUGGGGUACUAUUAUAGCACUGAUACUGUUUGGAAUUACUUAUGGCGUUGGCCUCGGUCCCAUAGCUUUCUUCAUUACCUCGGAACUGGUAAACCAACAACAUCGAUCACUUGUACAAUCGAUGGUAUUUGCAGUAAACACUAUUGCUAACUUCGCUUUCACAUUUGCUACACUUCCAGCAUACACAGCGAUCCAGUCUCUGUCAUUUAUUCCACUCUUCAUAAUCCCAUCAAUACUUUCACUGAUCUACUUGUAUUUCAAUAUGCCGGAAACAGUUGGCAGGGAAGUGCACGAUAUCGUUGAGGAACUUAUGGCACGAUCAAACAAACAGAAGGUAUCAACGACAAAAGACAAAGCGCCAUUCUAUCUUUGUGAUGUUGACAUCAAAAAACGAAAGGAAGACGUUGUAUGA
This is a messenger RNA of Haemonchus placei, 1461 nucleotides long. The record is from the annotation of a GenBank genome assembly. NCBI's taxonomy places the organism in Eukaryota, Metazoa, Nematoda, Chromadorea, Rhabditida, Trichostrongylidae.